AUGGCCGCCCUAGGGCUCCUCCUUGGCAUCCUCCUGCUUCUGCCCACGCCCGCCCCUGCCCCCUGCUACACGGCCGCGCGCUCUGAAUGCCAGCGCGCCCACAAGUUUGUGCCAGGCUCCUGGCUGGCAGGGGAGGGCGUGGACGUGACCACCCUCCAGCGCUCAGGCUCGUUCCCAGUGGACACACAGCACUUCCUGCGGCCCGACGGCACUUGCACCCUCUGCCGCAAUGCCCUGCAGAAGGAUGUCCCCCAGCGCCUGCCCCUGGCGAUCACUGGCUGGCGUGCCCACGGAGCGGGCUGCAAGCGCAAGGUAGUCAAGUAUGAGGGCCGCUCCACCGAGGAUGUGGCGGGGGAGGCGGCCAACAGCAUCCGCAAUGACUGGAAGGUGGGGCUAGACGUGUCUCCCAAGACAAGCACUAAUGUGCGUGUGACCGUGGCGGGCUCCCACUCCCAGGCUGCCAACUUCGCCGCCCAUAAGAUUCACCAGGACAAGUACCGCUUCAGCCUGGACUUAGUGGAGUGUCGUUUUUACAGUUUCCACCUGGUGCACACUCCCCCAGUACACCCUGAGUUCAAGAGGGCCCUCAAGACACUGCCCCCCCACUUCAACACCUCCACCGAGCCCGACUACCGGAGGCUUAUCUCCAGCUACGGAACCCACUUCAUCCGGUCCAUGGAGCUGGGCGGCCGCACCUCAGCCCUCACUGCCCUACGCACCUGUGAGCUGGCCCUGGAGGGGCUCACGGCCAACGAGGUCGAGGACUGCCUGGCUGUCGAGGCUGAGGUCAGCAUAAGCAGCCACGCCAGUGCCUCGUCAUCAUUCAAGGAAUGUGAGGAGAAGAAGAAGCAGCACAAGUUGGGGACCUCCUUCCACCAGGCCUACCGGGAACGUCAUUCCAGUGUUGAUGGUGGCCACCACUCAACCAUGCAUGACCUGCUCUUCGGGAACCAGGCUGGGCCCGAGAAGUUCUCAGCCUGGGUGGCCUCAUUGCAGGACAGCCCUGGCCUGGUGGACUACACGCUGGAGCCUCUGCACAUGCUUGUGGAGAGCCAGAACCCACGGCGGGAGGCCCUCAGGCAGGCCGUGAGCAAGUACGUGACUGACAGGGCACGCUGGAGGGACUGCAACCGCCCGUGCCCCCCGGGGGAGCACAAGAACCCAAAGAACCCAUGCCAGUGCAUGUGCCCUGGUUCAGCAGCCACCACCCAGGACUGCUGUCCCCGGCAGAGGGGCCUGGCCCACCUGCAGGUCAUGAACUUCAAGGCAUCAGGUCUGUGGGGAGACUGGAUCACUGCCACGGACGCCUAUCUGAAGGUCUUCUUCGGCGGCCAGGAACGGAGGACCACCACAGUAUGGAACAAUAACAACCCCAUGUGGAUGACGCGGCUGGACUUCGGGGAUGUGCUCCUGGCCACUGGGGGCCCCCUGAGGGUGCAGGUCUGGGACGCAGACAAUGGCUGGGACGAUGACCUGCUCGGCACAUGUGACCGCACCCCAAAGUCUGGCUCACAUGAGGUGUCGUGCCCUAUGAACCACGGUCACCUGAAAUUCUCCUACCAGGCCAAAUGCUUGCCUCACCUGACAGGGGAGAGGUGCCUGCAGUAUGCCCCCCAAGGGCUUCUGGGGGACCCUCCAGGAAACCGGAGUGGGCCAGUGUGGUGA
Rangifer tarandus platyrhynchus (Svalbard reindeer) is the source of this 1665-nucleotide messenger RNA. Lineage: Eukaryota; Metazoa; Chordata; Mammalia; Artiodactyla; Cervidae. The record is from the annotation of a GenBank genome assembly.